AUGUUCCCAGAUGAGCUCAAGGGACUCACGCCGGUCGAGGAGAAGCUCAUCUCACCGAACUCGUCUUACGGGCACGUCAAGGGCCACAUCACAGUGUUUCCGAACAAUGCGCAGGAGCUGGCAACCAAAGUGCUGCCGCACCCCCUUUUGCAAGCACUGGAUGAGAUACACAUUUCGUGGCAGGGCGCGGAGAAGCCGGCACCGAGCGACCUGUCGAGUCUCUUAUCGAAUGUUGAAGCGAUCAACGAGGUGACGUCCUCUGCCAUGUUUGCACUGGACGGACCGCCAGACGUGGUAGAUGUCGAGAAGCUGCGGUUUGCCUGCGACGCCAUUGAUGAGGGUGCCGACGAGAGCCGUGCAGGCCCGAGAACGUGGAUCGGAUCCUCGGCGGCGGGGGCUCGGGGGCGUGGCGACGAUAGCCGUGAGCCAUACAUCCGAGUUUCGCGGGGUGACGACUUCGCCGAUUCCUUUGAGACAUCCUUCUUCGCCCGAACGUUCCCAACCCUGUUCCCAUUUGGCGUCGGGGGACCAAGGCUGCUUGAAGAGAGCAUAGUCAAGGUCGGGAAGGCUACCACCGAGUUGCGAGGUAGGGCUGUUGAGGCAGAGGCGGCUGCGCGAGACUCCGUAUCCUCUCGAAGCUUGAACCUUCGGGUGUGGGCCGACAUAGUGCUCCGGCGCCACGGUGGCCGAUUUGCGUCGCACCACAUCUUUGCGUUUCUUGUCUUUAACAUGGGGGUGCGGUCGCGGAACCGCCGUGUUAGCAUGCUGAGUGUGACGAGGAGGAACUUCCGCACGGUAGAGCGCAUUGUUCGCUCGAUGGCCGCAGAGAGGUUAGCCGCGGCGAGGGUCGAGUUGGAGAGCUCGGGCAAGACGACCGACGAUGGCGUGAAGGAGCUUCUCAGGAGCCUCUCGCUGUAUGGCCACCGGCAGCCCAUGUCCAGGGAGGUCCGGCUCAAUAUGCGGCGGAAAAUCCAGUCGCUCAUCGUUGGCUACGGCGUGCCGGCCAUCUGGUUCACCAUCAACCCGAAUGACAUUACGAACCCGGUGAAGCUGCGACUGGCGGCAUACCGCACUCGCGAUCCCGACGCGGCCGAGGAGUUCCUAGAAGGCCUCGGAAGUGCGUACAAGCGGGCGCGGCUGGCCAUAUCGGAUCCCAUGAGCUCCGCCGUAUUCUUCCACCGGGAGAUGAAGCUAUUCUUCGAUCACUACGUGAAAGUCGGUGAAGAGAAACGCGCAUCUCAGCUCGAUGCUUGCCGACAUCCACGGGAGGAUCAGGCGGCGUAUCGCGAGCGGAUCAUACGAUACGUCGAUAGUGUCUUCUGCGAGGAUCUGGACCAGGAAGGGUUCGGUGCCAUGCAAGCGGAGCGAUCUGUGACGUGCGAUAUUUCCUCCCUGCUAGGCAACGCCGAGCAGUUUUCGGCCGCCUUUGACGAGGAGGCCAACUUCUGUGCCGGCGCGACGCAGGUCCACACGCAUAGCCCGACCUGUGUCAAGUAUUCCUUGGGCAAAGGGCGCGGAAGGAAUCUAUGCCGGUUCAAGGCUCCAUGGAGGUUGGUCGACAAGACAGCCAUCACGGCAGACGGGGUGCUGCAGGUCCGGAGGACUCACAGCAUGGUUAAUCGAUGGAACAAGGCCAUCGCUGUGGGGCUCCGGCACAACCACGACAUUUCGUUCAUUGCGACGCAGCGCAAGACCAUGGCCCUCAUCUAUUAUGUCACGAAUUACGCGACGAAGGUGGAAGACCCGGUGUGGAAGCGUGUGGCGGCUGCGGCCGAGCUCCUGGACGCCUCGACGGAUGACGGCGCGGGGAACAGGACCCGACAAUUCCUGAUGAGAGUGGCGAACCGCGUGUUCACGGACCGUCCGCUCUCGCAGGUCGAGGUCAUCGCUCAUCUUCUGGGAUAUCCGGCCGAGUUCACCAACAGCAGCGCCUGGGCGUACCUGAACACAUCUCUACUGUACUGGGAAGUCUUUCGACGGUGGCCGCAUCUCCGGCAAGCAAGUGGCGCGGCGGACAUAGACGAUACUCUGGAUGAGUCGGUGCUCAGACGGCCGGGCAAGCAUGCUAGCGUCUGCCUCGAUGGCUACCUAAGCAAGGACUUCGGCCACGACGACGACGAGUCGUGCCACCGGAGGGCAGCCGUGCAGCAUCUUGCACUCUUCGUGCCGUGGAGUCCUUCCUGUGCCAAGAAACAGGCGAGAUCAAUGGCAUCUGGGAGCGGGCGCGAGGCGCUGGCUCCGAGAAUAUCAUGUCUCGUCGACAACGUGCAGCUGCUUCGACGAUCGGCCGAAGAUGCAAAACGCGACGCCAAGCAAUGGGCAGCCUCAUCCGGAGAUGGCGAUCCGACCGUCGCACACGUGGAGGAGACCGGGACGGACGACGCGGGCGCAGAAUCCACGACGAUGUACCAACCCAGCAGCAUCGGGGGCGCGACGCGGCUGAUCGACGUCGUCCGAGGUGCAGUGGGCAUAAAUCAAGUGACGGCCAAGUCGCCGGAGCUCAUGGCGAUGAUGCAACAGCUCUGUCGGUUUCAGCAAUCAGCGCUGGGCUCGACGGCCGAGCUGGAGGCCACCGUGGUACCCGAACGAGGGGCGAGACGGAUAAGCAUGCCGGGGCGGGCAUUUUCCGGGGCUGCACUACCACCGCAGGAUCAGGUCAGGGCCAUCAAGUCGCAGCAGACAAGCGCGUCGAAGGAGAGGGAGAGGAUGAUCCAAGGCAUACAAAGCGUACAAAGCAUACCGGCGGUCCGGGAAAGUGACCGCCGCGCCGCGCUGCGGAGGGUGAUGACCGGCUUCGGGGAGGACGAUGUCGAAAUGACGAUGGCCGACUCCGACGAGGCGGCUAGCGACACAGAAGCGGGAAUGCGCGUCCAGCUUGGCCCAUCAACCUCCUUCUUCGCGGCGGGCAGGGAGUUGGCAACACGGCUAACGCUGAAUAAGAGGCAGUCGAUCGCGUUCCUACUAAUAUGCCGCCAGCUCGAUUUGAUGCGACAAAUGGACGGGGGCAAUGCCGGCCAGCUGUGCCAGUUCGUCGGCGGCGAGGGGGGUACCGGCAAGUCGCGAAUUAUUGGGGCACUCGUCGAGUUGUUCAGUAGGAAGAGCCUUUCGAAUCGUCUGCUGAUCACAGCCACGUCAGGGACUGCCGCGGCGCAGAUCAACGGAAUCACGAUCCACUCCGCCUGCGGGUUCACUAAAGACCAAGGGGCGGGCGGCGCGAACAUGGCCAGGGACCUUGACGGGGUGCGGCUGCCGAAACAGGCGGAGCGGUUCAUCCACGGCCAGUCCCGAAUGGAUUGGCAGGAGAAGGACGUGCUCGUCAUCGACGAAGUGAGCAUGCUCGGAGCACGGACGCUGCACGCCGUAAACGAGCAGCUCCACCGGCUUCGAGGAUCGAAGGAAGAUUUCGGGGGGAUCCCCAUCGUCCUCUUCUGCGGAGACUUCCACCAGUUCCGGCCGGUCCAAGAGAGGUCGAUCCUCCUGCCGAGCGUGGCCAUCUCGUGGGACGAGGACAAUUCGUUCAGGGCGGAGCAGCGUCACCAGCACGACAAAGCGCACGCACUGUGGAAGAGGUUCACGACGGUCGUCAUGUUGAACGAGCAAAUGCGCGCCGCCGGUGAUCCGGAAUUGCAGGGGCUGCUGAAGCGGAUCCGGCAGGGUGUGCAGGACCGCACGGAUCUGGACCUCCUCAACUCAAGGUGCUACCGCGAGGGCAGGCGGAUCCCUUGGGAGACUGGCAUCACCGUGGUGACGCCGCUGAACAGGAAUCGGUGGAACCUAAACAUGGAGGCAAGCUUGGCGUUCCGGGUCCAGCAGCGGUCGACGAUGCGCAUCUUCAUCUCCGAGCACAAGUGGAAGGAGGGCCUGCCGACCGAGGAAGAAGCGAUCAUGGUACUCAAUCAAGGCGACGAUAGCGCGAUCCCCGUGCCGGCCGUCUUCAUGUUCGUGGCCGGGAUGCCGGUCGUCGUGAACCACAACACCCAUCAGGGGCUGAAGCUGGUGAACGGCGCCGGCUACUCGGCGGUGGAGGUCAUUGUCGACAAGGCGUCCCCAGGGCAUCGAAUCUCGUCCGACAUGACGAUCCACUUCGGGCCGCCGGCGGGGAUAUUACUGGAAUCGGCGACGACAAAGGACCUCCACUUCAACGACGUCAGCCGGAAGGGAUUGCCGUGCGCAGCAGCCUUCGCCUGCACGGACUACAAGGUGCAGGGCAGAACGCCAGAGCGCGUGGCCCUGGAGCUGCGGGGACACGGACGACGAAAGUCGAUGGAAGGGCCGUGCCCUCGCAAUGCGACCCGUACAGCUUAUAUGUGCAGCUAUCGCGCUGUCGAACGCUAG
Molecule: messenger RNA, 4335 nt
Organism: Hirsutella rhossiliensis
Lineage: Eukaryota; Fungi; Ascomycota; Sordariomycetes; Hypocreales; Ophiocordycipitaceae
Product: PIF1-like helicase domain-containing protein
Exons: 9
Coding region: 1-4335 (1444 amino acids)
Biological process (GO): telomere maintenance; DNA repair
Molecular function (GO): DNA helicase activity
Source: RefSeq, a predicted model, not a curated record